AUGCAACAGUCCAUUCAAAAACACAGUCGAAGCGCCGAUUGAGUCCAAACUGUUGCAUGCCGCGUUGCAAAUAAACUUUUCUGAAAUCGUUACGUACGACUUAUUAGACAGAAUCUUUACAACAGAUGUUAAUAUUUAUUAUUACUGCAUUAUGCGAGUCGGGACUAUAGGAUGUCGAUACAUAUAGCCUGAUACAGGCACAUUUUGAUUUAUGAAACGGCUGCGAUUUGCUGCACUCAUUUGCAAUAAAAGUUUCAAUUGUUUCGAUGUGUUGUUAUGCCGCUGGCACUGUUAUUCCAAUUAGCAACCGGGCGGACUAUUAGCCAUAAUUUCUGCCGAAUACUGGAGUCGCAGGAGUUGGCAGCCAUUGGCCAUGGCUCUGUCGAUAAAGGAUGGAUCGUCAUGUAAUGCUUUUUUCUGGAUUCUGAAUGGAUUUCUGGGAUUCGCUUUGGUAAAUAAUAUCGUUAAGCGCAUUCAGCCGGAAAGUGUCCGAGCCUCGGAAAAGACCUCAUGGCGAUGGUGCAACACGGCAACAUCGCUGGUACAUGGAACGGUUUCCGGGAUUUGGUGUUUGACGUGUGCAUGGCUGACACCGGAAAUAAUAGCCGAUCUGGUUCAACCGUACUCAAGUUUUUCGCAGGCAGCAGUUGCGGUCUCCGUUGGGUAUUUUGUGUACGAUUUCGUCGAUAUAGCCACACAUAAGCCAAACCGGAAAUCACUGGAAAUGAUGUUGCACCACGUUGUGGUGACCACUUGCUUGGGAAUAGCCGCUAUCCAGCACCACUACAUAGGAUUUGCCAUCAUCUCUUUAAUGGUGGAAGUGAACAGCAUGUUUCUUCAUUGGAGGCAGUUGUUCCUUCUCACGGGAGUGCCGAAAAUGUCCACCCAGUAUUCGGUUGUAAAAUAUUUGAACAUUGGCAGUUUCAUCAUGUUCCGGAUAUCGACGUUCGUCUACAUGCUGCUCUGGCAUUACAUUAAUUUCCAUAAAGUGACCAGUCUCUUCUGCUCUACGGUGGCGUGUACUGGAAUUGUUCUGGUUUUUAUCAUGAAUUUUGUGCUAUUAUACCGGAUCAUCCAGGCGGAUAUCUUUUACCGUCCUGUUCAACCUGCACCGAUUUGUGUAGCCGGAACGCAAUAACAGAUGCCAUCGGUACGUUAAGAACUUCUGACCGAAUGACGUGUUCCUUGCAUAUUCAGAUCGACCAAAUUUUGCCAGACAAUGGACAAGUCAAUGGACAAACCCGUCGUUUACUGUUGGUGUUUACAAUUUUACAGCAUGAAGAGCAUUUAGUUUGACGGUGGUUUGUGCUUGUCGGUAUUAUUGUUGUAUAAGAUUUUCUAGUUUUUAUCUGUACAGGAUUCUGGAAGUGAAAGUAUUAUUCUCUACGCAUCUUAUUUUUGUAAACAGAUAAGCGCUUUGAGCAGAUUCAAGUGCAAAUGAAUAUAAUAAAAGUGUA
Paramacrobiotus metropolitanus is the source of this 1457-nucleotide messenger RNA. Its product is annotated as TLC domain-containing protein 2-like. Lineage: Eukaryota; Metazoa; Tardigrada; Eutardigrada; Parachela; Macrobiotidae. Bases 374 to 1138 code for a protein of 254 amino acids. The record is from RefSeq and is a predicted model, not a curated record. Gene Ontology annotation, cellular component: plasma membrane. The transcript is spliced from 7 exons. Gene Ontology annotation, biological process: regulation of membrane lipid distribution; membrane assembly; plasma membrane organization.